Molecule: messenger RNA, 2214 nt
Organism: Capsicum annuum
Lineage: Eukaryota; Viridiplantae; Streptophyta; Magnoliopsida; Solanales; Solanaceae
Product: inositol transporter 1
Exons: 6
Coding region: 321-1811 (496 amino acids)
Biological process (GO): transmembrane transport
Cellular component (GO): membrane
Molecular function (GO): myo-inositol:proton symporter activity
Source: RefSeq, a predicted model, not a curated record
CAAUUCUCCAUUAUUUUUUCAUAGUUUAUUUCUGCUUUUCUAUUUUUAAACCUUUACAAAUAUACUAGUAUUUGUUUUUUUUGGGGAAAAUUAAACAUUUCUUACUCAUUUUGCUAGAUUUAUGCAAAGCUAAAAUCAACUGUAUUUUCCAUUUCCGAAUUUUGGGCUUUAAGUAGUAGGUAGCUCUUUUGAGUCAGCUAAGAAAUUCUCACAGCCCCCAAAAAGUCUUGCAUUUCCCCAAUUAAAACUCCUUCAAUUCAGCUGAGGAAUUUAUAGUUGUGGUUUUUUUUAUUUUUUUUUUUGGAUUGGAGAAGAAGAAAAUGACGAUUGUUUCAUUACCAGGAAGCUCAGGGUACUUGGAAGCUGGUAAUAGGAAAAUUUCAUACUUCAGUAAUCCUUAUGUACUGGGAUUGACUUUCAUUGCUGGUAUUGGAGGUCUCCUUUUCGGCUACGACACAGGGGUAAUAUCUGGUGCGCUUCUGUACAUUAAGGAUGAUUUUCCUGAAGUCAGUCAAAGCAGUUUCCUACAGGAAACUAUUGUCAGUAUGGCAUUGGUUGGUGCGAUGAUUGGAGCUGCUGCUGGAGGCUGGGUUAAUGAUUAUUUUGGACGGAAGAAAGCUACUCUCUCUGCUGAUGUUGUUUUCAUAAUGGGAUCUGUGGUAAUGGCUGCAGCUCCGGAUCCAUACAUUCUUAUACUUGGACGACUCUUAGUAGGUCUAGGAGUUGGUGUUGCUUCUGUCACUGCUCCUGUUUACAUCGCUGAAGCAUCACCAUCAGAAAUUCGUGGGGGCCUUGUGAGCACUAAUGUACUGAUGAUUACAGGUGGUCAAUUUCUAUCCUAUCUUGUGAAUCUUGCGUUCACUGAGAUACCGGGAACUUGGAGAUGGAUGCUUGGAGUGGCAGGAGUGCCUGCUGCUAUUCAAUUUGUCCUCAUGCUAUUUUUACCUGAGUCUCCACGAUGGCUUUACAUGAAGCAGAAAGAUAAAGCUGAAGCUGCCGCUGUUCUAGCUAAGAUUUAUGAUCCUUAUCGAUUGGAGGAGGAGAUUGAUCAGCUUGCUACUGCAUUAGAGGAAGAACGUUUGAGAAAGCAGGCUAUCAGUUACCUGGAUGUUUUUAGGAAGAAAGAGAUUAGGCUUGCGUUUUUUGCUGGGGCUGGACUACAGGCAUUUCAGCAGUUCACAGGCAUCAACACAGUUAUGUAUUACAGCCCAACAAUUGUGCAGAUGGCUGGGUUUAAAUCAAAUCAGCUAGCAUUACUUCUGUCUCUCAUUGUUGCUUUAAUGAAUGCCAUGGGUACUAUAGUGGGAAUUUACCUCAUUGAUCACUUUGGACGCAAAAAGUUGGCAUUGACAAGCUUAUCCGGUGUAAUUGUGUCCUUGAUUCUCCUUGCUGUAGCAUUCGUCUUAGAGUCAUCUACUGCUGCCAAUGUUGGGGCCUAUGGGUGGAUCGCCGUAAUAGGUUUGGCCUUCUAUAUUGCAUUCUUUGCACCUGGUAUGGGUCCUGUACCAUGGACAGUGAACUCUGAAAUAUACCCAGAGUCCUACAGAGGAAUGUGUGGUGGCAUGUCUGCUACUGUCAACUGGAUAUCAAAUCUUAUAGUGGCCCAGAGUUUCCUAUCCUUAGCUGAGGCUGUGGGCACGGGUGUUACUUUCUUGAUACUAGCUGGUAUAGCAGUGACGGCAUUCGUUUUCGUCAUCGUGUUCGUGCCUGAGACCAAGGGCUUGUCAUUUGAGGAAAUGGAGAGGAUCUGGAAGGAUAGAGCUUGGGGUAAUGGAUCUGGCAGAGAAGCACUUCUUGAAGCAAGAAGCUAGUCAAAGUCCUUUGGCAUCUUCAUAGUAAGUUGGUGUGUUGUACAACAUACCCCGUGAAAUCCCACAAGUGGGGUUUUGAGAGGACGGUAUGUACGCAACCUUAGCCCUACCUUGGUGCGUGGUACCACUUUGUAUAGUAGCGCUACGUAUGGUGAGAUCAAUGUAAUGUAGAUGAGGGGAGAUUUGCGACUGCGUUUAUUAAAGCUUUGGUUGCAAGCUCCAAUCCAUAUGACAGGGAGGAGAGUCCUCCAGUAACUUAUCAUUUUUUUUGGGUAUCAAUGCAGAUGAAGGGCUAGUAUAAAACAAUGAAAGACUUUGCUCACUUUUGAGCCUAAUUGAAUUAUUAUAUUUUGUGAAAAUUUGGUUGGUCGCAACUGGCAAUUAUACACACAUUUUGAUUUAA